AUGAAGAUUGCUUCUUGGAAUUGCAGGGGCAUUGGCAACAUGUCCGUGAGGAAACAUGUCAAGUUGCUUCUCAAUAUGACAAAGGCUGAUGUUCUCUACCUCCUGGAGCUGCGUACCAACAAGAUUGGUGCAAUGGUUGGUAUGGUUAAUAAUUUAGGUUUUUCUAAACAUUUUCUUGUUGAGACGAAUGGUUUUGCAGGUGGUCUUCUCCUGCUUUGGAAGCAUGGUCAGAUGAAUAUUGACAUCAUUGGCCAGUCCUCCCAAGCAAUUCAUGCUAGUGUGAAGGACGGGUUAACGGAAUGCUUGAUCACUUUCGCGUAUGUCAGACCCAACGUUUUGGCAAAAACCCGUUUUUGGGAGGAUUGCAAAGCGUUCAAUAGUUCUACUCAAAGUCAUUGGGUUCUGCUUGGGGAUCUUAAUGAUAUAGCCUCGGCAGAAGAACAAUGGGGUAGUGAGGCUGUGAGUCAAAAUGCCCUGCAACGGUUCUGUGAUGCUUACAACAGCUGUGGGCUCUUUGAUAUGGGAGCUUCUGGUUCUAGGUUCACGUGGUGUAGGCAGGCAGGGAACCGUGUGGUGUAG
Messenger RNA from Ipomoea nil (Japanese morning glory), 579 nucleotides. RefSeq lists its product as uncharacterized. The record is from RefSeq and is a predicted model, not a curated record. Lineage: Eukaryota; Viridiplantae; Streptophyta; Magnoliopsida; Solanales; Convolvulaceae. The transcript has a single exon. The coding region runs from base 1 to 579 and encodes 192 amino acids.